UACGGGUGUCCGAAUUUUACGAUAAUAAUUUUAUGUGAAAAGGAUUCCAUAACUCAUUUUAUAUCUACAGGGGAGGGGGGCCACAUAAAUCUGGGCUCCUUGAAUAUCGUAACAUUAUUCAGUGUAGCUCAACUAUGUACAUCAGAGUGACUUUAACGUCCAAAGUUGUUAUGAUUCGUACGACAUGGGGAAUGUUGGCAGCGAGAGGAGCUCCGCCCACCGGCUGCUGUAACUCCGCCCACUAUCUGUUGUAGCCCCGCCUCCUAGCCGCAAAGUAGCGAAUCAGCGGCUAUGGGUGGAGCUUCGGGUGUGACGUAGGUGCCUUAUAUGUAACAAGUGUUAGUCGGGAUUAUCAGUGAUGGUCACCGGGUGAUAGUAUACGCAGGUGUGAAUGUUAGUCCCUGGCGCUCUUCUUGUGUGCGCUCAGUGAACUGUUGUGGUGUUUACAAGUGUCUUAGACUGUGAUCGGAUGCUCGAGUGAUAGACGCAGCCACCACCAUGCCGCGCCCCUGCCGCGAGAGUUACGGCGAUCAGAAGCCGCCGUACUCGUACAUCUCCCUUACCGCCAUGGCCAUCUGGAACAGCCCGGAGAAGAUGUGUACACUGGCGGAGAUCUACAAGUUUAUUAUGGACAACUUCCCCUACUACCGCAAGAACACUCAACGCUGGCAGAACUCUCUGCGUCACAACCUCUCCUUCAACGACUGCUUUAUCAAGAUCCCUCGUCGCCCUGAUAGACCCGGCAAGGGCGCCUACUGGACCCUACACCCGUCCGCCAUGAACAUGUUUGAGAACGGUAGCUUCUUGCGCCGCAGGAAGAGGUUUAAGAUACCUAAGCCUGAGAAGGAUGCGCUGGAGGCGGGUUUGGCGCAAAUCAACAACCCUCUGCGAUGCCUGGAGGCGUCACGGUGCUCUGGAGAGACGCUGUUGGGGGCCUCUGCCAGCGUCAGUCUGCCCUCCCUUCACCACCAGGGUAAACAACCCUUUACUGUGGAGUCUCUGGCCGCCUCCGAUGCCAAGCUGCCCCAGCAACUGCCGCCCAUGCCGCCCGUGUCGUUGCCCCUGGGGUUUCUGCCGCCUCCAAUGCCCCAUACCGCCCUCACACACCGCCCACUGCCCUUCCCGCCCACUGAUCUGCCGCUAUCGCCCACCCACCCGCCACCCACGCUACCGACCACCACCCAGUACUCGCCCUACCCACUGCCACACAUGCUGCACCACCCACCGCCCCUCACACCCUCACUGCACCACCUGUACGCUGCAGCGGCCAUGGCGGCAUCACUGACGCCGUGUGGAGGGGCGGCGCCCUUGGUGAGACCCGCUGCGGUGCAUAUGUCGCACCUCACCCUGGCCUCACUCUCAGUUCUAAAUCCCUUCACCUCGUCGCUACCUCUCCGACCUCAAGCCGUGGCUCCACGCACCUCCACGGCAACUAUAACAGCAGCUCUGGCCUCCACAGCUUCAGAUUAUUCAGUCUCACGACUCUUGGCCUCAAAGUCCCCCACACCGUUGCUCAGACACCCACUGAUGCCUCCGACGUCCACAGCUGCGCUGCUACAUCAUUCACAGUUCCACGACUUCAGUCACGAUGACGAUGACGAGCCUAUCCACGUUGAAGACGACGACGAUGAUCAAGAAGCACCAUCAGCACACACACGAAUCCCCUCGGGAGGAGUUUCUCCCGAGGAAGACGCUGCGGAAACGACCAAUAGCGGCAAACUCCUUUCUCGGCAGGAACUUGGGGUCCGAGUAGAGCGGGAAGGAGCCUCGCAGGUGCCGUCAGAAGAGCUGUUCCUUCGUACGUCUCCUUCUGUACGUUCCAUUUGACGGUGACAGUGUACCCCUGACUCGACCCACAGCCUCCACCGCAGCCUCCGGGGGCCCACACUGUGCCCACUCCAUGCGUAAUGUUCUAGUCUAGAGGUCCUCUCCUCAGUGCUAGAGCCCAGAGUUAAAGGGUCCUCAAUAGUCUUCGUGUCCUCCUUAUCCCCAUUAAGGUAAAAUUCCUCUUAAGAGACGAAUGCUUUUGUUGGAGCUUUACCUACCUCUCUUUCACCAAGUCGCGAACUCUCCCCGUCAGGAAAAUAAACUUUAUUGCCUUGUAUUCAAACGUGCCAACCCGAAACCAGGUCAAGGAAAAUGUGUUGAUGCUAAGCUGUUUAUAGGUCGAGCCGUUCCAAGUGGCUCUUUCCAGGUCAAAGAAACACGAUGGAAUGGCUUCUAGCAGAGGGUAGAAAGGGAGACGAGAUAUCUUCACUAGUGAUAGACGGGAGAGGAAAACAAUUUCGUCGAUGAAUAAGAG
Messenger RNA from Cherax quadricarinatus, 2302 nucleotides. Its product is annotated as forkhead box protein B1-like. The record is from RefSeq and is a predicted model, not a curated record. Gene Ontology annotation, molecular function: DNA-binding transcription factor activity, RNA polymerase II-specific; RNA polymerase II cis-regulatory region sequence-specific DNA binding. Gene Ontology annotation, biological process: anatomical structure morphogenesis; regulation of transcription by RNA polymerase II; cell differentiation. Lineage: Eukaryota; Metazoa; Arthropoda; Malacostraca; Decapoda; Parastacidae.